Molecule: messenger RNA, 1635 nt
Organism: Argentina anserina (silverweed cinquefoil)
Lineage: Eukaryota; Viridiplantae; Streptophyta; Magnoliopsida; Rosales; Rosaceae
Product: cytochrome P450 CYP749A22-like
Exons: 5
Coding region: 1-1527 (508 amino acids)
Molecular function (GO): monooxygenase activity; oxidoreductase activity, acting on paired donors, with incorporation or reduction of molecular oxygen; iron ion binding
Source: RefSeq, a predicted model, not a curated record
AUGAUUUUAAGCUUUCUCUGUCUGUUGCUUCUCCUAGCUCUGGUCAAGACCUUUCAUAAGCUAUGGUGGACUCCGACUCGCAUUCAGAAACUGAUGGCUCUGCAGGGAAUUCAAGGUCCUUCUUACAGACUUAUAUAUGGGAAUACCAAGGAAAUCUCCAACAUGCAAAAGGAAGCAAUGAGGAGGCCCAUAAAUCUAUCACACGAUAUAUUUCCUAGAGUUCAACCUCAUAUUCACACAUGGACCAAGAGCUAUGGGAGGAAUUUUCUUCAAUGGUAUGGUCCACAACCUGUUUUGGUUGUUACAGAACCUGAGCUGAUCAAAGAGAUCGUCAAUAACAAAGAUGGAGUAUAUCCAAAACAGAGGCCUAGUAACUUUAUGAAGAAGCUAGUAGGAGAUAGCAUUACCAUCACAGAAGGUGAAAAGUGGGCGAAGUUGAGAAAGUUGUCGAACCAUGCCUUUCAUGGAGAGAGCUUAACAAACAUGUUCCCAGACAUGAUAGCUAGUGCCAAGGCGAUGGCCGAAAGGUGGAAAAAUCAGGAAGGAAAAGAGAUUAAUGUAAAUGAGGAAUUCAGAUUGUUCACUUCGGAAGUGAUUUCCCGGACAGCAUUUGGCAGCAGCUAUUUAGAAGGACAGAAAAUAUUUGAAAUGAUGAUGAAGUUCUACCCUUUAUUGUACAAAAGCUUUCUCAAAGUCAGGUUUCCUGGCAUGAGCAAAGUUUUUAGAACCAGUGAUGAGAUUGAAUCAGACAAGCUUGAGAAAGGAAUACGGGACUCCAUAAUGGAGAUGGUUAAGAAAAGAGAACAGAAGGCAGUGGCUAAGAGUGGGGAAGAAGAAAUCUUGGGAAGCGAUUUUCUAGGAUUGCUUUUGAAGGCUCAUCACAGUACUGAUGAGAAGAAUCAGAUUUCAUUGAAUGAAUUAGUUGAAGAAUGCAGGACAUUUUACUUUGCUGGACAAGAGACCACUAAUACUCUACUUGCUUGGACUGUUGUUCUCCUGGGACAACACCAAGAUUGGCAAGAGGAAGCGAGAAAAGAAGUCCUACAAUUAUUUGGGAAACAAAAUCCAAAACCUGAUGGCAUUUUAAAACUCAAGAAAAUGAGCAUGAUCAUCAAUGAGACUCUAAGGCUCUAUCCUCCUGCUACUCUGCUGCGAAGGAAAGUUGCAAGGGAAGUUAGACUGGGGAAACUCCUCCUUCCUGCAAAUGUUGAAUUGCUUGUCACACCUUUAGCACUUCACCAUGAUCCUCAAUUAUGGGGACAAGAUGCUGCACUUUUCAAGCCAGAGCGAUUCUCUGAAGGGGUUUCUAAAGCUACCAAGGAUAAUAUGGCCGCAUUCAUGCCAUUUGGAUUGGGACCUAGAAUGUGUGUAGGUAUCAGCUUUGCUGUGACUGAAGCCAAGAUUGCUCUGUCUAUGAUUCUACAACGCUACUCAUUUACCCUUUCCCCAGGCUAUGUCCAUUCGCCAUCUCAGUUUCUUACUAUUCGUCCACAACAUGGAGUUCAAGUAAUUCUACAGUCUCUUUGAGCUGUGAAGAACUUCACAUAGAAACUGGUGCUAGCUUACCAAAUUGCAGCUGCUAAGCUGAUUACAAGAAUUAAUAAACUUUUAAUCGAAAAAAAAAAAGAAUCAAUA